AUGGCGGUGGCGCGGCGGCGGCGGCUGGCGGCGCGGACGCUGCCAGCGGCGCCCCGACGCCGACGGAGAGCCCGCCCUGCCCGGCCAGCCCGACUCGCCGCCGCCGCCGCCGCGCUCCUCGGGCGGCUCCUCGGGCAGUUCCUCGCCGUCCCGCCGCGCGCUGCCGCGGGCGUCGGGCUCGCAGGAGACUCGCUGGGCUCGGCCCUGGGGCGCCCGGGCUCGCGGGGCUCCGCCCGGAGCGCGGAGGCCGAGGUCCGGGAGACGCUGGGGCGGCCCCGCAGGUGGUCGGGGGGCGGCACCCGCGAGCUAGACCUGGUGGUGAUCCCCGAGGAGGUGCAGAGCCAGGUCAACACGCCGGCGGCGCAGCGGCGCGGCGGCUCGGAGGAGCCGCCGUCGCCCGCGGACGAGGCGGCCCCGCCGCCGCUGCGGGCGCUGGCCUCCGCGGCCGUGGCCCCGGAGGAGGGCGAGGGGAGCCCCGCGCCCGGGGGCAGCAGCGUCGCCCUGCCGGGAGUCCGCGGCCGGCUCAGCCGCAGCGACUCCAGCGACACCCGGCUCCUGCCGCUGAGCCUGGGCGACACCCAGGACAAGGGGCUCGUCGGCCAGGGCUUGCGCGACGCGGCCCGGUCUCCUGGUAAGGGGUCGGCGACCGGGUCGGCGCCCUCGCGAUGGAGCGAGCUGGCAGAGAUGGCCACGCAGUCCAAGGCGUCGGCGUACACCAUGACGAGCUCUGACCGCGGCGGAGAUCGUCGCCGUCGCGCAUGA
Messenger RNA from Prorocentrum cordatum, 762 nucleotides. Lineage: Eukaryota; Dinophyceae; Prorocentrales; Prorocentraceae. The record is from the annotation of a GenBank genome assembly.